Amoebophrya sp. A120 is the source of this 2376-nucleotide messenger RNA. NCBI's taxonomy places the organism in Eukaryota, Dinophyceae, Syndiniales, Amoebophryaceae. The record is from the annotation of a GenBank genome assembly.
AUGCCCCCUUGUAUCGCAUCAGCAACAUGCGCACGUCACCCCUUCACGAGUCCUCCAGUUUUAUUACGAAAAAAUUUUUACACCGCUGUUUCGAACAAGACCUUUCCCCUAGCGGCAUUACAGACACACUUGUUACGCAGAACAUCAUUGGGCUUGAUGCCAAGGAAGUCGCUCGAAGUAAUACUAGAUGAUAAUCGACGUAGUUACAGUGCAAUCCCUUCUUUAUCUUUUUCGCCACUCUUGCGAGUUAUUGAUACAGACGUAUUGACUUCUCGUCCUACUACCGCCGCAACAUUCUUGCUAUCAAAAAGAACCAUGAAGCGCAGCAGCACCGGUUCUGCGAAGUCGGGCGACUCUUCGGCUGCAAAACGCGCCAAAGUCGACGCUUCUUCAUCUGCGCAAACCAACAUCGGCAUCCACAUUUUCACCCGGGACUUUCGCAUCGAGGACAACCGCGCGUUAGUUGCAAAUCUCGCAAAAUGCGACAAGGUCCUGCCCAUCUUCGUCUUCACUCCCGAGCAGACGAAGGAAAGCGACUACUUCAGCAGCCACAGCUUCGCCUUUCUCCUCGCCGCGCUGCACGACCUGAACACCGCUUUGAAGCAAAAAUUAGCUGUGUUCUACGGCAAGCAUACCGAUGUUCUUACCCGCUUAGUGGAGGCGUUACGGAAGGAGAGUAAGUCCGUUACCUACGUCAGCAUCGCGGAGGACUACACGCCGUACGCGAAACUGCGGGAGCAGGGCCUGAAGGAACAGCUGGAGAAGCUGCAAGUGCCGUUUCACGCAAUAGAGGAUCACAACAUCACGAAAGGGGGCUUGCACGACUUGAGGUCGGGGACGGGGACGAAGUACCGGGUUUUCACGCCUUUUUACAACGCGGCGAAAAAACUGGCCUUGGAACCGAUUCUGAAAGGAAAAUUCGACGUGGACAAACACUUGCUCACCACUGCGGUCCCGAAAAUUAGUUUUUCUACUUGCGCAUCUUAUUCCCUGCAACAGGCGGAACAGGAGCUUUUAAUGAACAAUAAAAACGCGCCAUCCGUGGGCGCCAAUUUCGACUUGUCGACGCUAGUGGCGCAGUACCGAGGGAGUGGUGCGGCGAGCGCACACGCAGCUGCGAAACCAUCUAGUGGUGAAACCAAACGCAAGCUCGGCGUCCACGUGCCGGCGACGCGGAAAGCCGCGUUGCAUCGACUUGAAACGUACCCGUUCAAUCAAUAUCUGAGCAACCGCGACCGCGUGGAGCAGGAGUGUUCGUUGCUCAGCCCGCACUUCAAAUUUGGUCUGAUCUCCGCGCGGGAGGCCUUUGUGCUUGUCACCUGCCGCGCCGACAGCGAUGCGACGAGCAAGGAGGGCUUUCUGCGCCAGAUGUAUUGGCGGGACUUCUACCAAUACGUCACCCUGCACCAUCCCUGGAUCCUCGCCGGGAUGCGAACCUGCUCGCUCGGGAAGCAGCAGGGGAAAGGUACUUGGUCUUGUCAAGACAGAAGUUCUUGUAAUACUCUGUUGGACUAAAAAUUGGUAUCAGACAAUACUCGCAGGAAGAUUUUUUCCGAAUUUGCAGGGGGGAAAUCGAUGCUCUAACUUCUGUUCUUACUCACGAAUUAGUACAGUGUCUUUUAAAUGAAAUUGUACCUACUUACAGCCUUCGAACUGGACGGCAAGACGCUGCUCUCCAACCAGAAUUUCACGAAAGAGUAUACGGUGGCCGACAUCGACUGGAAACGGGACAACGCCGCGCUGGAAAAGUGGAAAACCGGCACCACCGGCGUCCCGCUGGUGGACGCGGGCAUGCGGGAGAUGCUGCAGACGGGGUUCAUGCACAACCGGUGCCGCAUGGUCACUGCGAUGUUUCUGACCAAAAACCUGCUGCAGGACUGGCGGAUCGGCGAGAAAUUUUUCGCACAGCACCUCGUCGACUACGAUCCCAUGAGCAACAACGGCGGGUGGCAGUGGUCGAGCUCGACGGGGGCGGACGGCUCGCCGUAUUUCCGCAUCAUGAACGCGCAGUCGCAGUUGCAGAAGGUGGAUCCCCAGUGCGGGUACACGAAAAGAUACGUCCCGGAGGUGGCGGGGGUGUUGACGAAAGACCUGCACAAUUGGGAAGAGAAAAAGUACAACGGGAAGUACCUCAGCGGCGCAGCGGCGGCGAAAGGGAAUUUGAAUCUAGCUGCGGUAAACCCGCUGUUUGUGAACAAAAAGGCGCUGGAGAAACAAGGGAAUAGUGCUUCCUCUUCAUCCGCGGCGGGUACAGCAGCAGGCGUGGAAAGUGGAAAGUUCAAAUACUAUGCACCCAUGGUAGACUUGAAGAAAACAAGACUGAUGGCCAUUGAAGCGUUCAAGAAGGCUGGCAGUAAGAAGGCACAAGGGUCGUGA